AUGUACUAUCGUGACGCUGAUGGGGCUAUUUUAGUCUUUGAUGUGACUGACAAGGCAUCUUUUGAAAACAUAAAAAACAUUUGGAUUAAAGAUGUUGAGGAGAAAGCUCCUGAGAAUAUCCAGUUAGCUAUUGUAGGCAACAAAAGCGACAGAGUUGACUCAGAAGUAGUUACUUUUAAGGAAGCCUAGGAGUUUGCUCUUUAAAGUAGAGCCAUAUUAAAGUUCGUAAGUGCUAAGAAAAAUCAAGGACUCCAGGAGGUCUUUUAAAAGUUAGGAGAAAAACUACUAUAACAACCCUCAAAUAGGUCGGGAAGUGUGCGUAUUAGAAGUGGCUCUCAUAAGAGAAGAAACAAGAAGGGAAAAUGCUGUGCUAUAUUCUGA
Molecule: messenger RNA, 381 nt
Organism: Stylonychia lemnae
Lineage: Eukaryota; Ciliophora; Spirotrichea; Sporadotrichida; Oxytrichidae
Source: the annotation of a GenBank genome assembly